This is a messenger RNA of Brassica oleracea var. oleracea, 1054 nucleotides long. Its product is annotated as expansin-A11. Bases 102 to 860 code for a protein of 252 amino acids. Gene Ontology annotation, cellular component: extracellular region. NCBI's taxonomy places the organism in Eukaryota, Viridiplantae, Streptophyta, Magnoliopsida, Brassicales, Brassicaceae. The transcript is spliced from 3 exons. Gene Ontology annotation, biological process: plant-type cell wall organization. The record is from RefSeq and is a predicted model, not a curated record.
ACACAGUCUACACAAACACACACUUCCCACCUUUAUUUAAACAAGUCUCUCGCCUUCACUCGAUCAUCAUCAUCUCUUUCUUCUUCUACUAGUUAUAAGCAAUGGCAAAGUCUCUAGCUGGGUUGGCGCUUCUGGCCGCUCUUAUUAUAGCGGUUGAUGCGUUUAGGCCUUCUGGUUUAACCAAUGGCCACGCCACAUUCUAUGGAGGGAGUGACGCUUCUGGAACAAUGGGCGGAGCUUGUGGGUACGGAGAUCUCUACUCGGCGGGGUACGGUACAAUGACGGCGGCGCUAAGCACGGCUUUGUUUAACAACGGAGCUUCUUGCGGCGAAUGCUAUAGGAUAACGUGCGACUACGCGGCGGACUCACGGUGGUGCAAGAAAGGAGCUUCGGUGGUGAUAACAGCAACCAACUUCUGCCCACCGAACUUCGCCCUCCCCAACAACGACGGUGGCUGGUGCAACCCGCCGCUCAAACAUUUCGACAUGGCACAGCCCGCUUGGGAAAAGAUCGGAAUCUACAGAGGCGGAAUCGUCCCCGUCGUGUUCCAAAGAGUAAGUUGUUACAAGAGAGGAGGAGUGAGAUUCAGAAUCAACGGGAGGGACUACUUCGAGCUAGUGAACAUUUCGAACGUAGGAGGAGCUGGUUCGAUUCAAUCUGUCUCCAUUAAAGGAUCAAAGACUGGCUGGUUAGCUAUGUCUCGUAACUGGGGAGCUAAUUGGCAAUCAAACGCUUAUCUCGAUGGUCAAUCUCUUUCUUUCUCCAUCACCACUACCGAUGGUGCUACGAGAGUCUUCCUCAAUGUUGUUCCUUCUUCUUGGUCUUUCGGACAGACUUAUUCUUCAAGAGUUCAGUUUUAAGAUUGUUUUGUUUGUCUGUAUGUCUGAAAAAAAGUUAUUGGCUGUGGUCGCGCUCUGUAUCUCUGUUUCUUUUCUCCCGGAGUGACCCGCCCGCUUUGUUUUUUCUUUCUGGUUUGAUGGGUCUGUUUAUGGAGAAGAUCCGAUUCUAUUUGAGGAAAUGAUUAUAUAUAUUUGUUGUGUGUAUUUUAUUUGAA